Corythoichthys intestinalis (scribbled pipefish) is the source of this 1451-nucleotide messenger RNA. RefSeq names its product dynein light chain Tctex-type 3-like. Gene Ontology annotation, molecular function: dynein intermediate chain binding. Gene Ontology annotation, biological process: microtubule-based movement. Gene Ontology annotation, cellular component: cytoplasmic dynein complex; cytoplasm. The transcript is spliced from 5 exons. Lineage: Eukaryota; Metazoa; Chordata; Actinopteri; Syngnathiformes; Syngnathidae. The record is from RefSeq and is a predicted model, not a curated record. Bases 137 to 475 code for a protein of 112 amino acids.
AACUCGUUGACUCAUUUCAGCGGAAAACAGCGCCCUGUUUUUCCCCCAUGCAUUUCCCCCAUGCAAGUUGCUCACCAACAAGAAAUAGUUUAGCAAAUAUUUUUAUUAUUUAAUAUUAAAUUAAAAAGACAUCAGGAUGGACGAAUACCACAACGAGAGCUCGUUCAACACCGAAGAAGUUGAUAACAUUGUCAAAGAGUGUAUUGAGAAUGUAGUAGGCAAAGAUGACUACAACCAGAAUCUGGUGAACAAAUGGACCUCUGCCAUAGUGGAGCGUUGCCUUACACAGCUGGUCAAACUGGGGAAACACUACAAGUUUAUUGUAACAUGCGCGCUGAUGCAGCGAACCGGUGCAGGGCUGCACACGGCAAACUCCUGCUACUGGGACACAGCCAUGGAUGGGAGUUCAACUGUGAGGUGGGAAAGCCGCACCAUGUACUGCGUGGUCAGCGUUUUUGCCGUUGCAAUGGCGUAAAAUGCAAGGUUGCAGUGUGUACCUGGAAAUGAAUGGAGAACCUCGAAGUGGCACUUUCAUACCCCGGCUUAGAGAGCAGAAUAUGGCUAUAAGCUUUUGGGCUAUACUAUACAUAACAUCGAAAAGCAUGAUCAACAAACCUUGCAACAGACAGAAGUUUCAGAUAAUUAAUUUGCAAACUGGUCGGCAGGUUAAAUUUCAUGAUGCACGUUACAUUAAUCAUAUAACUAUCCCAUUCCGUUCUCUUCUAUUUUACUCUAUUGUAUUUUAUUCUAUUCAACUAAAUGAUGUACUUAUCUUUGGCAUGUAAUAUGUCAAAGGAGUAUUUGUGUAUUAAUGAGCUUGUUUUUUCCCUCAAUUAUUAAAAUAAGCAGACCUGAUUGGUAUGAAUUGUAUUUUUACUGUUCUUUAUAUCUUUGACGUGCUUUUUUGUUCAUUUGUGUCUUUUUACCGGUUCUCUUUGGCAUGUUCACAAUAUUUGCACUUUUAGCCCCCCCCUCCACACAAUUCUCUGAAUAGAACAACUAUACCAUUUAUUUUAAUAAACUUUUGAGAAAUCAUCUAAACUGCAGAUUAACUCCUUUAUGGAUUUUUAUUCUUGCAAAUGACUCAAAAUACAAUAUUCAAAAAUAAAGAACAUGUUUCAUAGAAUCAAAUAGCUUGUUAAUAGCUAUAUUUUAAUUUUCAAUAAAAAGGAAAUUUCAGUUUUAAAAUGAUUUUUUUCCCUAUCAAAUUACAGGUUGAAAUCAGAUCUGUUUUUUAUCAUCAAUUUAACAAAACAUCCAUUGAAAUAAAACAAUCUGUUGCUGAUGUUGACGGCUGGACCAUUGCUAUCAGUAUAUCACAGGUUCUCAAUAGGGUAGUGGGUCUGGGCAUAAUGGUGGUCAACAUCAAUUAUGAGCAUUUCUUAACCAUUAAUGUGACUUCUGGUGCUGCAUGGUUUUGCUGAUGGCUUUGUAGUCUGGUUGAUACUUGG